AAGGCGAGCCACAUGUAGGAGCGGAUGGCCCUUACAACGCAUCUCACGUUGUUUCCCUCCGUGGUCCUUCCCUCGCACUCUAGCGCACUCCCCUGCUUCCCUACCCCCUCCCCGUGGGCUCUGCAGCUUCGCCCUCAAGGCGCUUCUGGGGUUUUUCCAGGGCAAGGCGAGCUACAUGCAGGGCCAGAUGGACCGUCCAGAUGACUUUGAUCGUGUGGCUGCCAAGGACGCCCUUGCCAUCUACCUGCUGGCCAAUCGGAACACAGAGGACCCAGAGAGUGAGGACACGGCGCAGCUCAUUCGAGGGCUUGUAGCACACAGGUCGUGCCGGGGGCGAGUGCGAGUGGUGGUGGAGCUGCUGCGACCGCAG
Molecule: messenger RNA, 370 nt
Organism: Closterium sp. NIES-67
Lineage: Eukaryota; Viridiplantae; Streptophyta; Zygnematophyceae; Desmidiales; Closteriaceae
Source: the annotation of a GenBank genome assembly